GGCCGCCAUUUUGUUUCUGUGCGGAGGCGGGUUUCGCUCAGCUCCUCGCCUGCCGUAAGUGACGAAGGUGACCCCCCCCCAUCCCGGUCCCUUGUCAGGGGCCGGGGGAGGCCGACGUCGUGGUGGACUCGAGCCGGCUGAGCUCGAAGCUGGUCACUUAUCGCCUCAGCCAGGGCCGGGGGCUGCCCGAGAUGCGACAUUCAAAACGAAGUCAUUGCUCUGAGUGGGAUGAUAGAAAGAGCUGGGAUCAAGGAAAGCACAGUGCUCCCCAUAAACGCAAAAAGAGGUCCCACAGCAGUGUACAAGAAAGCAAACCCUAUAAAUCACAUCAUCUUGAAGUUUCAGACAGAUGAAAUUAUUGCCACAUUAGGGGAAGGGGCAUUUGGAAAAGUAGUGGAAUGCAUUGAUCACAAUAUGAGGGGAAUGCAUGUAGCAGUUAAAAUUGUGAAAAAUGUUAGUAGAUACCGUGAAGCAGCCCGUUCAGAAAUACAGGUAUUGGAGUAUUUAAACACCAUGGAUCCCAGCAGCAUGUUCCGCUGUGUCCAGAUGCUGGAAUGGUUUGACCAUCAUGGUCAUGUUUGCAUUGUGUUUGAGCUGCUGGGACUUAGUACUUAUGACUUUAUUAAAGAAAACAGCUUUUUGCCAUUUCAUAUUGAUGACAUUAGACAGAUGGCAUAUCAGAUUUGCCAGUCUAUAAAUUUUUUACAUCAUAAUAAGUUGACUCAUACAGAUCUGAAGCCUGAAAAUAUUUUGUUUGUGGAGUCUGACUAUGUAGUAAAGUACAACUCUAAAAUGAAGCGGGAUGAACGCACACUAAAAAACACAGACAUCAAAGUUGUAGAUUUUGGAAGCGCAACUUUUGAUAAUGAACAUCACAGUACUUUAGUGUCUACAAGACAUUACAGAGCUCCUGAAGUUAUUUUAGCGCUGGGGUGGUCACAGCCCUGUGAUGUUUGGAGUAUAGGUUGCAUUCUAAUUGAAUAUUACCUUGGUCUCACAGUAUUUCAGACACAUGAUAGUAAAGAACACUUGGCAAUGAUGGAGAGAAUGUUAGGGCCUCUACCAACUCACAUGAUUAAGAAAUCAAGAAAACGCUAUUUUCAGCAUGACCAAUUGGACUGGGAUGAACAUAGUUCUGCAGGUCGAUAUGUUAGGAGACGUUGUAAACCAUUAAAGGAAUUAAUGCAUUGUCAUGACUCAGAUCAUCAGAAUCUAUUUGACCUUGUUCGCAGAAUGUUGGAGUAUGAUCCAGCCAAAAGAAUUACCCUUGAUGAAGCCUUGCAGCAUCCUUUCUUUGACUUAUUAAAGAAUAAAUAAUUCAGAGAUCUUAUGUGUUUCUCCGAGGAGACUACAUAGACUGUGUCAGUCAACAGAGCUAGCAUGAGAUUUUUGUAAACUUUAAUUUAUUUUGUACAGUUAAGUUUAAAUAUUUCCACGUUUUGAAUCCCUGCCAUGUUUAUCUUGUUGAUCAGUUAUGGUCUUAAUCAUGGAUACCAAAAUGUAAAAAUUAAAAGUAAUUUUCAUUU
Emys orbicularis (European pond turtle) is the source of this 1526-nucleotide messenger RNA. Its product is annotated as dual specificity protein kinase CLK4. Lineage: Eukaryota; Metazoa; Chordata; Testudines; Emydidae. Bases 229 to 1317 code for a protein of 362 amino acids. Gene Ontology annotation, cellular component: nucleus. The transcript is spliced from 11 exons. Gene Ontology annotation, molecular function: protein serine/threonine kinase activity; protein tyrosine kinase activity; ATP binding. The record is from RefSeq and is a predicted model, not a curated record. Gene Ontology annotation, biological process: peptidyl-tyrosine phosphorylation; regulation of RNA splicing.